GACGCGCUCAGUGGGCGCCUGGGUGUGCGCGCGGGAAGAUGGCUGAGCAGCUGUCGAAGUCUGUGCUCUUCGUGUGUCUGGGUAACAUCUGUCGGUCACCCAUUGCAGAAGCAGUUUUCAGAAAACUUGUAACUGAUCAAAAGCUUUCAGAUCAUUGGAGGAUAGACAGUGCAGCGACAUCCACGUAUGAAAUAGGAAACCCUCCUGAUUAUCGAGGGCAGAGUUGCAUGAAGAAGCAUGGUAUCCCCAUGAAUCACACUGCCCGGCAGGUUACCAAGGAAGACUUUGCCACAUUUGAUUAUAUACUAUGUAUGGAUGAAAGCAAUCUGAGAGACUUGAAUAGAAAAAGUAAUCAAAUUAAAAACCGCAAAGCUAAAAUUGAACUACUUGGGAGCUAUGAUCCACAAAAUCAGCUCAUUAUUGAAGACCCCUAUUAUGGGAAUGAGUCCGACUUUGAGACUGUCUACCAGCAGUGUGUGAGGUGCUGCAGGGCCUUCCUGGAGAAGGCCCGCUAAUGCCACGCCCGUUCUCCCCACAGCCCCCGGCUGGGCCCCGCAGGCUCUGCUGUGAGGUCGCAGCUGUUUCUUCAGUUGACCCUCGGUUUCUCACCUUAAAUAAUUGUAGAUGGAAAUCAGUUAUUGUAUCUGACAGACAAAUAAAUAAAAAUGUUUCAUCCAGACAGUUUAUGGGGUACGCGAAGUGUUCUUAGACCCGCUGAACCUCCCACUUUGCCCCAGUUACAAAAAUAGUGGAACAAACAAAAUCAAACAGGCACCAGAGCAUGAGGACAUCCAGCGUCCCUUUCGGGCACACGAGUUCUGCCUCUUCCUCAAGUUUGCAGACGACCGAUGGGGACCCUGUCCUCCGCUGUCUGCACAAGCCAGCCCCAGCAGCCCAUCCACGGGAGCUCCCAGCCGAGACUCACCCUUGCUCGCAGUGCACACUGUUUACAUAGAAGAGUUAAGGUGUUAGUCUGCAGAACCUUUCCGACCUGCUAGUUUAUUUCAUCAGGAAGUCAGCUUGAUUCCAUUCGAACCAUUUUUUUUUUUUUUUUAAAGAUUUUAUUUAUUUAUUUGACAGAGAGAGCGAGA
Molecule: messenger RNA, 1091 nt
Organism: Neomonachus schauinslandi (Hawaiian monk seal)
Lineage: Eukaryota; Metazoa; Chordata; Mammalia; Carnivora; Phocidae
Gene: ACP1
Product: acid phosphatase 1
Exons: 6
Coding region: 39-515 (158 amino acids)
Biological process (GO): protein dephosphorylation
Cellular component (GO): cytoplasm
Molecular function (GO): acid phosphatase activity; non-membrane spanning protein tyrosine phosphatase activity
Source: RefSeq, a predicted model, not a curated record